ACACUCGUUCUUUCCUUAACCAUCAACAAGACCCGAAACUUGUUUUCUCUCUAGAAAACCAUGAAAACCCAUCUUCUUUCUUUAGCUUUCCUCUUCUUUUCCCUUGCUCAAGGGUUGCACUUGAACCCUAAAUGUAGCAGCCAAGACCAAGGCUCAACCCUCCAAGUUUUCCAUGUUUAUAGCCCUUGCUCACCAUUUAGGCCUUCAAAACCACUCUCAUGGGAAGAGAGCGUUCUACAAAUGCAGGCCAAAGACCAAGCUAGGCUUCAAUUUUUGUCUAGCUUAGUUGCUGGGAGAUCUUUUGUGCCAAUUGCCUCAGGCAGGCAGAUUAUUCAGAGCCCAACUUAUAUUGUCAGGGCCAAGAUUGGUACCCCAGCUCAGACUUUGCUUUUGGCUGUGGAUACUAGCAAUGAUGCUGCUUGGAUACCUUGCAGUGGCUGCGAUGGGUGUUCUUCUACAGUUUUUGACUCUGUAAAAUCUACUAGCUUCCAGACUGUUGGUUGUGGAGCUCCUCAGUGCAAGCAGGUACCCAACCCCACUUGCAGUGGAAGCGCGUGCACAUUCAACACGACCUACGGCAGCUCCUCCAUUGCUGCAAAUCUCUCACAGGACACUGUGAGCCUAGCCACUGACUCAGUCCCUGGCUACACUUUUGGUUGCAUUGCAAAAGCCACAGGCAGUUCGGUGCCUCCUCAGGGGCUUCUGGGGCUAGGCAGAGGACCAUUAUCCCUUUUAUCCCAAACCCAAAAUCUUUACCAAUCGACAUUCUCAUAUUGUUUGCCUAGCUUUAGGUCUCUGAACUUUUCUGGGACAUUGAGGCUUGGACCCAAUGGCCAACCCAAGAGGAUCAAAACUACCCCUUUGCUUAGAAAUCCUAGAAGAUCAUCUCUUUACUAUGUCAACUUGGUGGCUAUCAGGGUUGGAAGAAGAGUUGUUGAUAUUCCUCCAAGUGCUUUGGCGUUUAAUCCGACAACCGGUGCUGGGACAAUCUUUGAUUCCGGUACGGUGUUCACCAGGCUAGUCACACCAGCCUAUACAGCAGUCCGGGACGCAUUCAGAAAGCGAGUUGGCAACGCAACUGUGACAUCUCUAGGCGGGUUCGACACAUGUUACUCAGUACCAAUCGUUGCUCCGACCAUAACAUUCAUGUUCUCCGGCAUGAACGUUACAUUGCCACCGGAAAACCUCCUAAUCCACAGUACAGCAGGUAGCACAAGUUGCCUGGCCAUCGCCGCGGCCCCGGAUAAUGUGAACUCAGUUCUAAAUGUGAUAGCCAAUAUGCAGCAACAGAACCAUAGGAUACUGUUUGAUGUGCCCAAUUCGAGGCUUGGCGUGGCUCGGGAGCAAUGCACAUGAACUUCCGUUUGAUUUGUUUUGAUUUUGUGUACUUUAAGAAAAGAAAAAUUAUUAAAAGACUUGUCUGGUGAUGUUAAGGUGUGUGUUUGUGUUUCUGGGUUGUGGUUGAGGCAAUUAUUUGGCGGUAUUAGGCAUUGUCGUUACUAACUUUUCUAAAGCAGGAAGGAGGAGGAUGAGAUAAAUUUGCAGUAAGUGUGUAGUUAUCUUUUUGUAGUUUGGGAAGUCACGGGUUUUCUGUAACGGUGCUUGUCUUUUAUAUUUUAUUUAGAGUUGAUGAAGAUUGCUACUGGACAAGAUCGUACAAUGUCACGAGUUACUUUGUAAGGAUUUUCCUUACUUGUUGCAGUGGAGCAUGUUCUACCACUCAAUAAAAUAGCUGUUCAAUUUCAACCCUGUA
This is a messenger RNA of Jatropha curcas, 1753 nucleotides long. Its product is annotated as Eukaryotic aspartyl protease family protein. Gene Ontology annotation, biological process: proteolysis. NCBI's taxonomy places the organism in Eukaryota, Viridiplantae, Streptophyta, Magnoliopsida, Malpighiales, Euphorbiaceae. The record is from RefSeq and is a predicted model, not a curated record. Gene Ontology annotation, molecular function: aspartic-type endopeptidase activity.